Molecule: messenger RNA, 1764 nt
Organism: Stylonychia lemnae
Lineage: Eukaryota; Ciliophora; Spirotrichea; Sporadotrichida; Oxytrichidae
Source: the annotation of a GenBank genome assembly
AUGAGUUCGCAUAGAGGAUCUAAUCCAGGCAUCAAAAGCAUUCCUAAAUCACCUGUUUCUAUCAAGAAUCCUAAUAAUGCAAUAAAUAAUCAAUAAAUUCAUAAUCUCACUACAAAGCUGCUUAGUAGUCCAUACAAUGUAGUUCGCCAAGGCUCAUAUGUUUAAGGAUCGCAGACUGAUAGACCUUCAAAUGUGGCUUAAGGUAUUAAUCGGCAACUAAGAAGUUUAUCUCCAGAUAUUGCUUUAGGAAAUCAGAAAGGUGCAUCCAAUUUAUUUAAUAACACUCUUGUAUAGUAAACACUGAAUUAACUCACUAAAAAUCUUGCUCUGCAUCAAAUGAAUAAAAAUUUGUAGAGAAGGCCAACAUUGAGCCUUAAUAAAUCUUAAUAAAAUCCUCAAGUGUAAAAUAGCAUUAAUUAAGGCAGUAACUUAAUACCAACUAUCAAUAGUAGCAGCAACAACUAAAAUAAUCGCUAAAACCCUAAUCCCAAUCUUGCUCCAGAUGUCAAUCAUUUAAUGCUUGAAAAGUAAGUAAUGAAUUUCAUAAAAGACGAUUCUAAAGAUAGCUUUUCAUCAGAGAUGGCUAAAAAGUAUCAAUCAAGAAUCCUUAGAUUACAAAAUGACAAUCAAUAACUAAUUUUGCUAUUGCAAUAAUAAGACGUGGUUUUAAUGGAUAGACUUUAAGAGGGCAGACUUGAAUCUGACAAUACCUCCUAAAUAUAGCAUAAGAUUUAUUCUCAAUUAUAAAAGCUUGGCUUUAUUGAUGAACAAUGGUAUAAUGAAUCGUAAAGAACUUGCACUUCAUAUAGAGAGCUACUUGUUACUGUUGAUGCAAUUUUAUCUAAGGAUAGAAAUCUGAAUACAAGUUAAUCUCUUCCAAAUAUAGAUCAGCAUCAUUUAGUAAUGUCAAACAGUUAACAAAGUAUCAUUACUAAUUUGAAAAAAGAAAAUGAAUAGCUAAAACAUCAAAUUGCAAAGCUUGAAAACAAACUCAAUCAUGUUGAGAGAUAAUUUAAACUAUAUGUAUUUGAAAGCCAUAGGAAAAAUAGUUAAUUAACUGAGUUAAAAGCUCUCAAGAAGUCAAUAACUCAAUAUUUUACCUCUCAAAAUUGUAAUAGUGGGUAAACUACUGGACUAUGGCCAACAGAAAAAUUCCCUUCAACAAUAAGAGAUGAGGGCGUUAAAACUAAUGAAGAGCCAAGUCCCUCAUUUCUGAGAAUAAUGGUUUAGGAUUAGAUAUUAGAGGAAGAUGAAAACGAUCAAUGCAAUAAUGGUGGAAUAUCCACUCCUCUAUUUGAAGAAUCUAUCGGCAGCAAUUACAAUAAUAGAACACCAAGUCCAGUUAAGAUCAGCAAGAAGAAUAUUAACCAACAUCACCACAACAAUCAUAACAUCAACGGUUUAUUUUAGAACUAAGCUGGACUCUUCGAUAAUUUUAAAGAUUAUUCAUUUGAGAUGAAUGAAGCUAACUAGAAUAAGCAAUAUCAAAACAAUAGUGGUAUUAGUUUGCCUGAGAUAUCGAAUUCAGGCAAUAUUCACAAUGCAACUGACUUUGGCCAUUAGAAAAUUACAUAGGGAAAUAACAAUAUAAGCUACAACAACAUUAAAGUGUAAAAUAAUAAAGUUGGUAGCAAUAGUAUGUUAAAGUAACAAUCAUCAAAUCAAAGCGAAUCGAUGAAUUAAGGUAGCAGAAGUAGCCAGGGACUUAACAUUUAAAAGCUAUUAGCUUAAGAAAAAAAAGCCAGGGCUCAGCGUAAUAUAUGA